Adelges cooleyi (spruce gall adelgid) is the source of this 1324-nucleotide messenger RNA. RefSeq lists its product as uncharacterized. Bases 287 to 1114 code for a protein of 275 amino acids. The transcript has 2 exons. NCBI's taxonomy places the organism in Eukaryota, Metazoa, Arthropoda, Insecta, Hemiptera, Adelgidae. The record is from RefSeq and is a predicted model, not a curated record.
ACUGGUGGCGCCACGAUCGCAAAAAGGGUAUGUGAACUAUUCUCAGCUCGGUGCUAUAUAAAAGCGGUAAAUAUCGUAGCGAUCCAGAUGAGCACCAGAGCCGAAUUAGGUAGGUGAGGAACAAGGAGUAGUAAAAGAAACCAUCAACAGCGGUUUCGUCGGUUUGUUAUUGCGAAACGCAGCUGUACACUAAGUGUCAUUAGUGAAAAUUUUCAAGCAUUACGAACAGCACCACGAAAAUCACUUUGCUGGAUCAAGGAAAAUUGGUCAAGUCUGAGCAUUAAAAAUGGGGGAAAAUGCCAAGAUAAUGUCUUUAAUUACGUUGGUUCUAAUUUGUUUACACGGUGUAACACAGGUAUGCGCAAGACCACCAAAAGGUCAAAGCAAAAUGCUCAAUAACAUCAAGAAAGAAGAAAAUUGGGAAGGGAUGUGGUUCGACGAAUUCCGGGAAGAUUGGAGUUGGAUGCCCAUUAGUUAUUUAAGGAAUACAAACAGCAGAGUCGACACAUUGUUUAGAUUGAAAUUGGUCUCUCCGUUGAUGGGUUGCGCCUACGGUGUGGAUUUGAAUUAUUAUCACUUACUGACGCUUGUUGCAAUUGACGAAUGUAACGAAAUGCAAAAAAAUCAAGCUUAUGCACUCGCUGAAGAUUGUAAAAGCAAACUUGAAGACAGUAUCGAAAACGGUAAGAUUGUUAUACUCAAACUGAUGCACUCAUUGAUGCUCAUCGACAUUGAAAUCGGUAACGAUGUCGUUAACGAUCGAUUUUACCAAGUUUUGUUCCCGCUCAAAGAUUUUCUCGAAGAAAAUCCAACCGUCAUAGAAUUUAAUGGUAUUUUACCCGGAGGCUUAAAUAUCUACACAUUGUUUCAUAAAGUUGCUGAGACCUUAAGAGAAUUUUUGAUUCAUUCAUGUAAACCAACGUUUACCUUAUUCAGUAUAGAUACAAUAAAUCGUGACUACAAUAGUGAAUAUUACCCGAAUGGCAUCUACGAUUACUACUUGCAAGUAUUAAACUCAUACAUGAUAUACAUCGAGAAUCAUUUGACUGAACUUGGCUUUUACGAUAAGAACACGGCUAACAUGUCCUAUCCUAAAUGGCAAACAACCAGUUAAUUUAUUCCAACAGAAUUAUGUCGGAAUCGUGUAAUAAUGUCCAAUGAAUUAAAUAUUUUUAAUAAUUUCAAUUUAUUUUUUCUUUAUAUAAAUAGUAACUAGCUUAUGGUUUUUAAUGUUAAUUUGUUAUGAGUUAUUUAAAAAAAAAAUUUUUGGAUCAAUUGAUUUCACUGAUUUACUAAGUUUAAUAAAUGUCAAAACUUCGUUUUA